AUGACAUUGAACUUAUGCAAUCACGAAAAAGAUAUAAAAUCUGCAUAUCAAACGGUUAUUCGAUGUCCUGAAAACUGGUUAAUCUUGGAUUAUGAAGGCAAUUCGAAUGUAUUAAAAGUCGCCGAUGGGGGAGAUGGUGGUCUAGAAGAGCUCGUAAAUAAUUUUACUAUUGGAAAAUUACAAUAUGGAAUUAUAUCUAUGAGGAUUAAUGCUGCAUCUCCUCAGUCCAAAAUCAUUAUGAUUCAGUGGAGUGGUGGGGUGCCUGCAUCAGGUUUGGCCUAUACAGCCAAUCAUGCCAAUGAUUUGAAACGUUUUCUUCGUGGAAUACAUGUGGUAAUUAACGCUACUAGCGAUGAUGAUGUAGACUAUGAUAGUAUUUUACGAAUUCUAAAUAAGUUGCCUGGUGUAAAUGAUCAGAUAGUUGCUGAUCAGAUUGAUUCUCGCCAAGCGGCUGUUGGAAGUGUUUAUUCUCCAGUCAAACCGCAGAGAGAUUUUGACGUAUCAGAUCGAGAAGAGUUUUGGAAGAGAGCGGAUGAAGAAGAAACGAGCCGACGAAUUGAAGAAAGGCAGCGUGAAAAUGCAAAAAAUGCCAUUGCAACUGAAGAAAACAAUAAAUUAAGCAGGGAAAUCCACGAAAGAUUUCACUGGAAUGAAGAUCAUAUAAAAAAUGAACGUGGUAUGAAACAUGAAAUUAUGAAAUUGUGGUGUAGAAGGAGUACUUCUACGAGUUCUAAAAAUGUUCAGGACUAUGAAGACUUUGGUGAAGAUGCUAGCACGAAUAUAGUUGGCAAUCCUGGUGAUGGUAAUAUGGGAAAACAAAUACGCAAUGAAAUUAGCAACAAACUGGAUAAUAUUUAUUCUGAAAACCAUAGAUCUACUGGAGAUAGCUCAGAUUCACAAAUGGAUCACAAAAAUAAUACUUCUGGUUAUCAGAUUAAUCAAAAUUUAAUUGCUAAUUAUGCUGACGAAACGGAAAUCACUUUCGAUCCUGAUGAUAUAAUAUCUGAAAUUGAACAAAUAGACGAAGGUUGGUGGCGUGGACGCGGUCCAGAUGGACGUUAUGGUCUUUUUCCUGCUAAUUAUGUUGCAAUGCUCAAUUAA
Dracunculus medinensis (Guinea worm) is the source of this 1101-nucleotide messenger RNA. The record is from the annotation of a GenBank genome assembly. Lineage: Eukaryota; Metazoa; Nematoda; Chromadorea; Rhabditida; Dracunculidae.